This is a messenger RNA of Labeo rohita (rohu), 2640 nucleotides long. It is a transcript of the gene camlg, whose product is annotated as calcium modulating ligand. NCBI's taxonomy places the organism in Eukaryota, Metazoa, Chordata, Actinopteri, Cypriniformes, Cyprinidae. The record is from RefSeq and is a predicted model, not a curated record. Bases 165 to 1046 code for a protein of 293 amino acids. The transcript has 4 exons. Gene Ontology annotation, cellular component: GET complex. Gene Ontology annotation, biological process: tail-anchored membrane protein insertion into ER membrane.
AUUAAGAGCUCGGACUUUUAUUUUGAAACGGUUUCGUCAUCCGUAGGGGACUCGUUCUGCUCGUCAGGUUCCGCCCUAUCAAUAAUAACACAUUCAUCCAGAGACAGACAGGAGGUGCUGACGGAUAUUCUUUAGUAACCGCUGUAACAUCGCUCCUCUGAGUAAUGGAGGUGAGUGAGGAGGCCGAGAGCGCGCCGCAGCAGGAGAAAAGCGCGCGCACCGCGGCUCAGAGACGCGCGGAGAUCCGGAGGAGGAAACUCCUGAUGAACUCGGAGGAUCGAAUGAAUAAGAUCGUGGGCUUCAGUAAGAAUGAGGCGGACGGCGGCGCGGACAGAUCCAGAGUCCUGGAGCCGCGGUUCCACCUGGAUCUGGAUCGUAACGAGCCCUGGUCCUCCUCGUCCUCCUCUAAGAGACUGUCUCCGCUGGUGUCUGAGUCUGUGGGGAGCGUCUCGGACGCGUCGGAGCGGAGCGGCGGCGGUGAGGCGGCGGGUGAGGACGAAGUGUCUCGCGGUGUCCGGCAGAGGCCGCGCGGGGAGCUGGCGUCAGACGAGCGCUCGUCGUCUCCUCGCAGGGGUUUGCAGAAGUACCUGUCCCGCUUCGACGACGCCAUGAAGCUGCGAGGACAACUGUCCGCCGAGAAGACGGCUCAGGACGGCGGCGGCGGCGGGGAGGCGGAGGAGCUGGACUCGUUCCGUCUCUUCCGGCUGGUCGGCAGCGUCGCUCUGGCCGUGUUCGUGCGCGUCUUUGUGUGCCAGUAUCUGUCCAUCUUCGCACCGUUCCUCACUCUGGAGCUGGGAUUCAUGGGAUUGCAUAAAUAUUUCCCAAAGGUUUGUCUCUGUUUUGACACUGAUCAAGUGGAGAAGAAGAGCCAGACGACGAUGCUGACGGCGGCGCUCCUGCUGUCUGGAAUCCCCGCGGAGGUCAUCAGCCGCUCCAUGGACACCUACAGGAAGAUGAGCGACGUCUUCUCCGACCUCUGCGUCUACUUCUUCACCUUCAUCAUGUGUCACGAGCUGCUGCUUCUCUUCGGCUCCGACAUGUCCUGAGGACAGAACAUGUCGGAGAGACUGACGACGACACGCUCGUUCUCUUCUUCCGUUACCCGUCGGGCCGUGAGCGCUGUGAGACUGACGUCCGUCGCUUUGCGGCAAUUCCUGCAUCUCAGCCGACAUUUUAUUCCUCAUUUUAACGUCCUCCUCAGUGUUUUCGAUCUUAUUUCACGUCAUCAGUUAGAGAUGGUGCGAGUUUGUGUUGACCGCUGUGAAACUAGUGAAGGUCUGAGCAGAGAGCGUUGAUGCUCUUAUAUCUUGUAUAUUUCAUAUUUCACACCAAAAUCCAAAGAAAAUCAAGCCUGUUUUUUUUGCACCAUUAAGCAACAGUUCAGCUGAAAAUGAAAAUGAGCUCACCUUCAGUUCAUCCAAGAUUAGGAUGAGUCUGUUUGUUCAUCAGAUUUGUAGAAAUGUGUCGUUUGAUCACCGUCUCACCGUUAGAUCCUCUGCAGUGAAUGGGUGCCGUCAGAAUGAGAGUCCAAACAGCUGAUAAAAACAUCACCAUAAUCCACAAAUAAUGAACAAAUCCAUCAUUAACUCUGUUUUGGCUUGUAAACGGUGCUUGAUCUGUGCAGAUUUCUCUCCUGAUUCAGACCAGACCACUUUUUCACUGGAGAAAGUGUUAUUAUGGAUUACAGACUCAUAAUCCAUUUAAAUCAUCUUCAUGAUGGAUUUGUUUGAUCUUUUGUCUUCUCAAGAUGUGAACUGAUGGACUGGAGUGGUGUGGAUUACUUGUGGAUUAUGGUGAUGUUUUUAUCAGCUGUUCUGACUCUCAUUCUGACGGCACCCAUUCACCACAGAGGAUCCAUUAGUGAGACAGUGAUGGAAUGACACGUUUCUACAGAUCUGAUGAACAAACAAACUCAUGCUAAUCUGGUGAGGAUGAGCACAUGUUCAUUUUUAGCUGAACUGUUCCUUUCAUUUAUUUUAGUUCAUUCUCAUCCGUCUGAAAUGAAUCUCAACAGCUGUUCUUCUUGUUUCUUUAAUGUUGGAGUGGAAUAUGACGCAGGGUUCAUGAGUUUCUCUCUUUUGUUGUUUGUCCAACAGUGACUCAGUCGGAUCAACAAAACCAGCCUAAUCUUACUAGAUUUGUUAAAGAAGUCUUGAGUUGAUCACUAACGGGACCCCAGAUUCUCCUCACGGACUGUUUUGUGUUUCUAAUUGUUUUCUGUAACUCUUUCCAGGCUGUGUUUCUGAUCAUCGUGGCGAGUGUUUCUGUAUUUAGAGGCGUCAGUGUUGUACAGCUGCUCGUGUGUUUUGAGUUUACCAGACGUUGUUCGUGCUGCUCUGCAUGGUUUGUGAUCUGUUGAUUUCUGUUUAAUUUAAUGUGAAGGCCGUUACGUUCUGUUGCUUUGGACGGGAGAUUAAUGAUUUGUAAUCGAUCCUCCAGUAGUGAGUUGUUUCUGAUCAUGUUUAUAUAAUGCUGUAAAACUGAUAUCUAAUGUAUGUCAGUGUUUUUGUUGCUCUCAGUAAUCUGAGAUGAGGUAUGAACUCUGACACAUGGCUGCGUGUGCCGGUAAUAAUAUCUUUGAUUAUGUGCCGGUCGGAGGGGGAAGCUACUGCUAAAACAAUAAACAUCAGUGUGUCCUUC